AUGGCCAGCAACCAACCACAAGACCUCACAGAAGAUGAUAUAGACGCCAUGAAGCCUUUCAGGGUCUUAAAACUUCUAGAGGAGUUGGGCGUGAAUGGACUAGAAGAUCUUGAUGUGGACCAAGCCCGCGCAGUACUUAAACAAAAGGCCCUUCCACUCAGGAAAGAGGGCGAAAAAGCAACUAGUCCGGAACAGGUUGCUGAGAUGAUGGCAGACAUAGCCGAGCGUUACAACACCAAGCGGGAACUUCUUCUGCAGCUCUGCCGGAAUACUAUAGCCUAUCUACCUUGCCUGGACCAGAGCGAAAAAGAGAAGCUUGCGAUUCGCUUUAGACGUGACGACGUCAUGGAAAUCUUCGAAGAGGUUCAAGAACACCUUGAAAAGGAUGACUGCCCAAUUCUUGUGGCAGGAGAAACGUCUGCUGGAAAGAGCACCCUCCUAAACCUGCUACUUGGAGACGACAUCUUGCCCGUAGCUCACAUGAGCAGCACCUCUAUCAUUUGUGAGGUAAAGUACGGAGUGACCAAAAGGGCGCUGGUUCAUCUUAGCGAGCCAGACACAGAAACGGGGCAACAUCAGCUCACUCUCACUCUGAGUGAGAACCGUAAAGAGUGUACGGAGCAGCUGGCGCGCUACAUCCACCUGAGGGGAACACAAAGGCAAACCGAACCCCCGGCCAAGAAAAUUGAGAUCUUCUGGCCUCUUCCUUUUCUAAAGGGAGGCGUAACGAUCGUGGACAGCCCGGGAGUCGGCGAGAGCGACGCGAUGGACGACAUCAUAGCGGGGUAUAUCCCAUCAGCCUUUGCGUUCAUCUACAUCAUCGACAGUUACAGGGCCGGCGGAGUACAACAGGACAGGUUCGGACGUCUGCUUAUGAAGUGCAGGGACCAUGGUGCGCGGUCUGAGCUGGAACAGUUCGACCUCAGGAAAGCUAUCUUUGUCUGCAACAAGUGGGACCUGGUACCAUCUAACGAGAGACAAGAGGUGAAGGAAGCAACCAUUCAGGCCCUAAGGGAGAUGUGGGAGGGGCUGCAGGAAUCUCAGGUUUUCACUCAUUCAAACAAGGGAGGGAACUUCGCCAAGGUCUUGGAUGGCAUCUAUGAGCUGCUGCCAGAGAGUCUUGAUCACAAAGUGUCUACUCAGUACAGGUAA
This is a messenger RNA of Branchiostoma floridae (Florida lancelet), 1152 nucleotides long. Its product is annotated as bacterial dynamin-like protein. The transcript is spliced from 6 exons. Bases 1 to 1152 code for a protein of 383 amino acids. The record is from RefSeq and is a predicted model, not a curated record. Lineage: Eukaryota; Metazoa; Chordata; Leptocardii; Amphioxiformes; Branchiostomatidae.